AUGUCGAAGAUUGUGAGCCUCACACGACCCUUUUCGCAGGUGAACGCUCGCCCGGCUGUCUUUGUGGCGGUUAGCGGGCGUCGAUCCAUUGGCUCGGUCAGCGCCAUCGACUCGAGCAUUUUCCGGACUUUAUUUGGCACGGACGAGAUUCGGAAGGUCUUCGACGACGAAGCAUACAUCCGCCGCUGCGUAGACGCCGAAGCAGCUCUCGCACGCGCGCAGUCACAAUGCAAUGUAAUCCCCUCAAAUAUCGGGGCAAUGGUCACGCAGCGAGUGCAGGGAUCAACACUCGACUUUGAUCGUCUGCGCCACGAAACGGAGAUCGUGGGAUAUCCGAUUCUCCCGCUUGUUCGCCAGCUAUCGGCCAUGUGCGGCGACGAGGCGGGUAAGUAUGUGCACUGGGGCGCGACGACGCAAGAUAUUAUGGACCUGGCAAGCGUACUCCAGAUGAAAGAGGGUCUGAAUAUCGUUGAGCGAUUGCUCAAGGACGUGAUCAAAACUCUUCGUCAGCUAUCGGAGCAAUACAAGGAUACGCCCAUGGCUGGUCGAACGCAUUUGCAACAUGCAUUGCCCGUGACGUUUGGGUAUAAGUGUGCUGUCUGGCUAUCUGGCUUCCAGAGGCACCUCGAGCGAUUGGAGCAGCUCCGUGAUCGAGCACUGCUGGUGCAAUUCGGUGGUGCGGCGGGCUCGCUUGCAUCGCUUGGCUCUGGCGACGACGGACUUCGAGUACGCAAGGCACUCGCCGAGGAACUAGGUCUCUCCAACCCCUCGAUUACAUGGCACGUGGUGCGGGACGGCGUGGCCGAGAUUGCAAACUUCCUCGCUCUAAUGGGAGGAUCCAUGGGCAAGCUGGCUCUGGACAUAAUAAUCAUGUCCUCCAACGAAUUGAGCGAAGUCUCCGAGCCCUUCGUCCAGCACCGCGGAGCAUCAUCUACAAUGCCUCAAAAAAAAAACCCCAUCUCCAGCGAGGUAAUCCUCGCCGCAUCCAAAAUCCUGCGAUCGAAUGCCGGCCUAGUUCUCGACGGCAUGGUAGCGGACUUUGAGCGCGCUUCGGGUCCCUGGCAUCUUGAAUGGGUUGCGGUUCCAGAGAGCUUUGUCAUUGCCGUGGGCGCGCUGUCGCAGACGCAUUUUGCGCUGUCCGGACUCUCGGUGAAUAGCAAGCAGAUGCUGGACAAUCUUUAUUCUACCAAGGGCUUGAUUGUGGCGGAGGCUGUCAUGAUGGGGAUGGCGCCGCAUGUUGGUCGUCAGCGGGCUCAUGAUCUUGUUUACGAGGCUUGUAGGGAGAGUAUUGAGAAGGAGCGAACGCUUUUGGAGUGUCUACUGGAGAAGGACGAAGUUACAGAAAAGAUGAGCCAGCAGCGAUUGAGUGAGCUUUGUGAUCCGGUCAACUAUCUGGGUGCAUCGUCGAGAAUGGUGGAUGAUGUCUUGGCUGUCAAUUGA
Penicillium argentinense is the source of this 1440-nucleotide messenger RNA. RefSeq names its product class-II fumarase/aspartase family protein. The transcript has 2 exons. The coding region runs from base 1 to 1440 and encodes 479 amino acids. Gene Ontology annotation, molecular function: catalytic activity. The record is from RefSeq and is a predicted model, not a curated record. Lineage: Eukaryota; Fungi; Ascomycota; Eurotiomycetes; Eurotiales; Aspergillaceae.